AUGAAAAGAGGAAUGAAAAUUCGUCUCUGUGCACUCGCUACCCAUGGUCCCGUCCCAUCUUGCUCCCUCGAAACGUCUUCCACUAUUCUCCCCUCGCGGCCAUCGAACAACCUCACAAAAUCCAACAACCCAUCUCCAGCUGCAACAUUCUCGUGGUCUACCCCUCCAGUUUCACCGCCACCAGCGACGAAUCUCUCAGCUCCCAAACCACAGGGGCGUUCCGUCACACCCGACGCCACACUCAGCUCACUCAACUCAUCCUUCCCAGCUCUGAGUGCAGCCAACCCAGGCAUCGGCAGCUCAUCUUAUAACCCGCCCCAACAGCAAUCAAGACCAGCCAUGAGCAUGGGUAGUACGAUGACCCCCAGUACCACUACCAUCACACCGCAGAGUUCGGGCAUCGACUGGAGUAAAGCAGCCAACUCUUCCUCAAACGCCUGGGCCAGCACCUCAUCUACCCCAUCCACAAACACAUCCUCACUAUCCAGCUUCCCCUCGAUGACGCCUGCACUCGCACAACCUUCAGCCCACGGUAACCCAUACUCUUCGUUCAGCAUUGCACCCCCGCCUAUAAAGCCAGCAAACACGGGCACGUUCAGUAUACCGCCUCCACCCAGUAUGGGCAGUAGGACUACGAGUGCGACAAGUGGCAUGGGCAUGGGCAUGAAUAAUAGCAUGGCGAGUUUGAGGGCGCAGACACAGACUCAGAAUCAGCAUCCACCGCCAAAACAACAGCAGCAGCAACAGAUGAACUGGGGCAGCGGUGGUGAUAGUCUGAUUUGA
Molecule: messenger RNA, 783 nt
Organism: Exserohilum turcica Et28A
Lineage: Eukaryota; Fungi; Ascomycota; Dothideomycetes; Pleosporales; Pleosporaceae
Exons: 1
Coding region: 1-783 (260 amino acids)
Source: RefSeq, a predicted model, not a curated record